GAUAAAAAAUAGGGAGUAACAUGCGAAAAUCCGUAUUCAUUUCAAAACGUGUCGCGAAAACGAUCUCAUAACCGAAUCAGCGGUGGAUAAUGGAGGUGGAAGAGGGGCGGGGAUCUCGGCGGCCGGCGGCGGAGGAGGUCAUCGCGAAGCUCAAGGACGACGGCGAUUUCGACACCCUCCGCCUCAAGAUCAUUCAAAAAGUCAAAGAGAAUGAGGAGUUGCGCAAUAGCAUCAUAGCAGAAGUGAAACAGUCAGAAAUAGUUAAUCAAGAUGGGUCAGAGAACUUGAAACUAAGACAACUUUCCGAUGCUAUCUAUCAAGAGCUCGGGAAGAAAAUUAUGGGUCAGAUCUCGGAUGAGAUAUGGAAGGUCAUAAGGAACGAUAGCACGAAAGAAGAUAUCAGGGUGACGGUAGAGUCUGUUUACAACAGAAUUGUGAAUCCUAAAGCAAAGGAAGAGGACCAUCACUCCUCUCCUACCCCAGAAGAAGCCAAAGAAAGUGAACCUCAGAUGCCACCAGGAUUUGCAGCAUGCAAGGAUUCACAUGAAGAAGAGAUUAAGAAUUUGGAUAAUGAUGAUGAUGAUGAUGAUAUGCCUCCUGGCUUUGGCAUAAUAGCUCAUGGUAAGGAGGAUACAACCUCUGCUAAGGUUGGCGAUGGUGAUGAGAUGGAUGAAGAUGUGAAUAUUAUGGACACGCCUCCUGGCUUCAACCAUGGUACAAAGGAUGUUGCUGGAGUGGGGGAUGAGGGUGAUGAUGAUCUUGAUGUUCCUCCAGGUUUUGGUUGAGUGAGGAGUAGCCAUGGAGAUUAUGUGAAUACUGCGCUUGGUAUUAUUUUUGUUGCGGGCUGCUGGGACGGUUUUUCAUCCAAUUGAAUUAGGCUCUGGAGGGGUAUUUGCACAACAAACAACCCCAUAGAACUCUGAUCAAUGGAGGAUCCGACCGGCAACUUACACAACCCUUUCAUCUGGCAGCAUUUAAGAUAGCAAAGGGUUAGGUUUUCUUCUUUUAAUUCGGGAUGAAUGUGUUGUUUCAUCAUCCUUCUUUACUAUGUGGUACUAUCUUGGUAAAUAGGUAGUUUUUAUGUCUCUCUCUCUCUCUCUCUCUCUGUUGUAAGCCUUUAUUGCUCUAGUAGCGUGUUUUCCUCUACUCUUUUCUGUAGUAGGUGUAGUGACUCCCCGUACUAGCUGUAGUUGGGUAGAUUCAUGUUGUAUUCCGCUUGCAACAUUUGGGGUCACUUGUUAUCUUUAGGAGCUUUGAAGGUGAUGAAGCUGAUGGGUAGUUUUACGUGCUACUCUGGGGUUAUGAUCUCUGCUCAUAUCUUGUGAGCUUCGGAGUUGUUUGCUUGUAAAAUGAAAGGAACACAGGUUUGCUGGAUUAUCAAGUUACUGUUAGAAAUGACGAGAAACAUCACCAA
Molecule: messenger RNA, 1414 nt
Organism: Asparagus officinalis (garden asparagus)
Lineage: Eukaryota; Viridiplantae; Streptophyta; Magnoliopsida; Asparagales; Asparagaceae
Exons: 3
Coding region: 90-785 (231 amino acids)
Source: RefSeq, a predicted model, not a curated record